CUGAUGUCUUGCCUGUUCCGUCACAUGAAGAAGAGUGGUGCUAUUUCUUCCAAUGCUGCUGCUGUCCUCAAUAAUCUGGCUUUGGAAGGAAAAUUCAAAGCUCAGCUGAGGCCAGGUUUUGAAGAAAUGGUCCUGCCAACCUUAGAAAAGUUUCUGUUGAAAGGCACCAGUAAUCCCGUCAUUCUUCCGUCUGUCCUGUCCAGUAUGACCAACCUGUGUGGUGAUGCCUUCAUACGGAACAAGAUCUGUGCCAAGGAACAGUGUUGGGAGGGAUGUUGCCACAUGUUGAAAGAAUACUCAGAAAAGCAUGCCAAUAAACUCGGAGAAGAAACAUUGUUUGCUCUUCUGGGACUGCUACUUAAUCUCUUGUACGACAACACUGCCGUUACGAAACACAAGUAUGAGCUGGAUCUGUGCAUCACGUGUCAAGAUCUGUACACCAAAUGUGAAAAAGAGGCUGUCCAGGAGAGGGCGCUGUCUGUCAUAGGAAACAUCCUGCCACAUUCAACAGAGACUACCCGCGAGAUGUGUUCACGGGAUAUUACACAGUUACUGGUACAGAUUAUACGGAGUGAGAAAGCUACCCUUACAAAGCCAGCAGUCCGCUGUAUCUCCGCGUGUACCAAGGUCAGCCAGGAGGCUAGAGACAGUAUUGUAGAAAAUAAAGGUCUGGGUCCUCUAGUAGAGCUUCUAAAGAGUCAGGACGAGAUCGUGGUUGGCAACGCGGCCCUGUGCCUGGCACACCUGGCGGAGAACCACAGGGUGUGCCAAAAACUGGUGAAAACCAACAUCAUUCAGCACCUCCUGGUCAUAGUGAGGGACGGCAAGAGGACAGGGGUUCAGGAAAAUUGUGCCAUUCUCAUUGCUAAGCUGACUCAAGGAGAUACAAGACACUUAGAGAGGCUGCGUGAGCUUCAUGGAAUAGAAAUUCUGCAUUCUGUCAUGAAGUUUGUGAAGACAUGAUCGACACUUAGUCCAGCCAAUAAACCCUCGCCUGUCUGAAGAUCUGUCAUAUCAAAAAUCUCCAAACGGGUGUCACUUACCGAUUUUUUUGGUGUUGUAUAGUACUACAACCACCUGAAGGUUGAAAUAAUAUUUUCCCAUUUCAAGGAGUAUUAAGUUUGAUGUGCCUUGGUUAGAGGAGCUUCACUGAAAGAUCUCUCGUUAUCACAGGUCACACUACAAAGGUCAAGGUCACAAAGGUCACACCAAUGACAUUCAACUGUGUGAACAUUGGACAAACACUGCUUAAAUAUUGAAAAACCUGUGUGUGAUAAAAGCUUUCUCUGCUGUAAUGUAAUAGUAGAUUCAAUUUUUCAGUACUUUUGUAAUAUUUCAAUAAAAUGAACAUUUUGCA
This is a messenger RNA of Lingula anatina, 1357 nucleotides long. Its product is annotated as tetratricopeptide repeat protein 12. Lineage: Eukaryota; Metazoa; Brachiopoda; Lingulata; Lingulida; Lingulidae. The record is from RefSeq and is a predicted model, not a curated record. Gene Ontology annotation, molecular function: protein binding. Gene Ontology annotation, biological process: sperm axoneme assembly; axonemal dynein complex assembly. Gene Ontology annotation, cellular component: centrosome; cytoplasm.